AUGGCUACCGCAUCAUUUCCCCGCAUCAAGACGAUCCGCACUUUCGUGAUCGAUGGCGUUGGAUCCGGUGGUGACUACCACAACGUCAAAGGUGGCCACUGGUUAAUCGACAGCGACAUUUCCACCCCCAUGACUCGAUGGGCGCAAUACCGGGGCUCGCGAACAUCCUGGGGUAUCAACGUGCUGGGAUCCUUCUGCGUGGAGAUUGAAGCUACCGACGGGACCAAGGGCUUUGCCACUGGCUUUGGUGGCCCUCCUGCUUGCUGGCUGGCACACCAGCACUUCGAGCGGUUCCUGAUUGGCGCAGACCCCCGCGACGUCAACGAGCUUUUUGAGAAGAUGUACCGCGCCUCCAUGUUCUAUGGACGCAAGGGUCUUCCCAUCGCUGUCAUCUCCGUCAUCGACCUCGCCCUCUGGGACCUCGUCGGCAAGAUCCGCAACGAGCCCGUCUACAAACUCAUCGGCGGCGCCACUCGCUCGCGCCUCGACUUCUACUGCACAGGUCCCCAGCCAGCCUCCGCGAAGAAGGCCGGCUUCGUCGGUGCCAAGGUCGCCCUCCCCCACGGGCCCGACGAGGGUGUCGAAGGCCUGCUCAAGAACGUCGAGUACCUUCGCAAACAGCGCGAAGCCGUCGGCCCCAACUUCCCCCUCCGCGUCGACUGCUACAUGUCCCUGAACGUCCCCUACACCAUCGAGCUCGUCAAGCGCGCCGAGCAGGAGGGCCUCCACAUCGACUGGUGGGAGGAGUGCCUUAGCCCCGACGACUUCGACGGCCAGGCGCUCCUGAAGCGUGCACACCCAACCGUCAAGUUCACAACCGGCGAGCACGAGUACUCCCGCUUCGGCUUCCGCAAGCUCGUCGAGGGCCGCAACGUCGACAUCAUCCAGCCCGACGUCAUGUGGCUUGGUGGACUGACAGAACUGCUUAAGGUCUCUGCCCUAGCAGCAGCCUAUGACCUUCCUGUCGUUCCUCACGCCUCGGGCCCCUACUCCUACCAUUUCGUCGUCUCACAGCCCAACACACCCUUCCAGGAAUACCUCGCCAACUCGGCGGACGGACACACCGUCGAGCCCGUGUUCGGCAACCUGUUCACUAACGAGCCCAUCCCUGUGAAUGGCUACCUGGACGUCUCGAUUCUCGAUAAGCCUGGCUUCGGUCUCGAACUUAAUCCCUCUGCGCCCCUGAUUCCUGCCGCCUCGAUCCUGAACCCCGCACCCGCUCGAAGCCUCCCUGCCCCCGGUACAGAGGAGAAGCCUGCGACAAAUGGCAACCAUUAA
This is a messenger RNA of Aspergillus mulundensis, 1278 nucleotides long. RefSeq names its product L-rhamnonate dehydratase. The transcript has 3 exons. Bases 1 to 1278 code for a protein of 425 amino acids. The record is from RefSeq and is a predicted model, not a curated record. Gene Ontology annotation, biological process: carbohydrate catabolic process. Gene Ontology annotation, molecular function: magnesium ion binding; L-rhamnonate dehydratase activity. NCBI's taxonomy places the organism in Eukaryota, Fungi, Ascomycota, Eurotiomycetes, Eurotiales, Aspergillaceae.